Molecule: messenger RNA, 2229 nt
Organism: Doryrhamphus excisus (bluestripe pipefish)
Lineage: Eukaryota; Metazoa; Chordata; Actinopteri; Syngnathiformes; Syngnathidae
Gene: tamm41
Product: TAM41 mitochondrial translocator assembly and maintenance homolog
Biological process (GO): cardiolipin biosynthetic process; CDP-diacylglycerol biosynthetic process
Cellular component (GO): mitochondrion
Molecular function (GO): phosphatidate cytidylyltransferase activity
Source: RefSeq, a predicted model, not a curated record
UUUACGCGACUCUGGCGGUAGAGGGAAAUUAUACCCAUGGUCAUAGUUCAAUAUAAAAACAUACAUGUUAAACGCUAACGCGUGUCUGGUUAUAUUAGAAUGAAAUCCGAAAUGUUACCUUUACUUUUUCGGCUGCAGGUUUAAUAUCCCACACCUAGAUUUGGCUGCCUUGCCGAUAUAAAACUUAUGUUUUCGAUAAGGGAGCGAAUCGAUGUUUGGACAACAUGACUCUACCGGCUUUGCACAACACCGGCGUGCUUUACAGGCGGAUUUUGUCGCAUUUCCCUCAGGAUAUUAGUCUAGCUUUUGCAUACGGAUCUGGCGUUUUCAAACAACAUGGGACCAGCCAAGGUCAAAUGGAGAAAAAUAUGCUGGACUUUGUAUUUGCGGUGGAUGACCCUGUCACUUGGCACACCUUGAAUCUUCUGCAGAACCGUAAACAUUACUCCAUCCUUAAACUACUUGGACCUACAAUGAUCAGCUCCAUACAGAGUGAAUAUGGAGCUGCUGUAUACUACAACACGCUGGUGCCAGUAGACGGCAAGAUCAUCAAGUAUGGUGUGAUAAGUACAGAGUCGCUGAUUGAUGACCUCAUGCACUGGAAAACCAUGUAUGUGGCAGGACGUCUUCACAAACCAGUGAAGAUGCUGUUGCAGAAUGAGAAUGGAAAGCUCCGUGCUGCUCUUGUGGCCAACCUAAAGAGUGCUGUGACAGCCUCAUUUCUUAUGCUUCCUGAGAGUUUCAGCGAGGAGGAACUUUUUCUGCAGAUAGCUGGUCUUUCUUACGCUGGUGAUUUCAGGAUGGUGAUUGGAGAGGAUAAAUCCAAGGUGGCCAAUAUUGUCAAAGACAACACUGAACGCUUCCGGAUUCUGUAUAGUAACAUCUUACGCGAUUGUCCGCAAGUGGUCUACAAACCCCAACAAGGAAAACUGGAGGUAGACAAAAGCCCAGAGGGCCAGUUCACGCAGUUGAUGGCGCUUCCUCGCACCUUGCAGCAAAGGAUCACCAAGCUGGUUGAUCCUCCAGGGAAGAACCGAGACGUGGAGGAGAUUCUUCUGCAAGUGGCUCAGGACCCAGACUGUGGAACUGUUGUACAGCAAGGUAUCUCCUCUAUUGUGAAAUCCUCCAGUAUAACACAAAGUAUCAAAGGCAUUGCAACAGCCGGCUUGUGGAAGACAGUGUCUUAUAGCUCCAAAAAACUGAUCAAGAUGUGGAGGGGCUGGAGGAGGAAACUGUCCGUUUCACAGACGUCCUGAUCCAGGAGAAAAAAAAGCCAUUAGCCCUAAGGCAGGGGUCGGCAACCUUUAGCAUCAAAAAAGCAAUUUGUCCUCCUCCUUCCUGUAAAAGAAAAAAAAAGUCUGAAGCUGCAAAAAAUUACACAGCUUAUGCAUGUGUCAUAAGUGUAAAACAACAGAAGAAUUCAACAAAUACAAGUGCAGUCAGCAUGAGUAGGCCACCUCUGAAAUCUUUUAAACACAGCCUUUUUCAGUGGUACUCGUAUUUGUUUUAAAUGAAAACAAAAUGUUGCCAACUUUAACAUGAAAGUCCAGAUUUUACAUUAGUAGUGUUUGCUCAAUGGCAUUUACUGUAUGCCUGCACUGAAUUGCAAUAACCAUUCUAUUGGACCUGUCAAUGACCGGCAUUCUUUCAUUUUGUCACUCAUUUAACCUUUUUCAUUCAGAGAAAUCGAUGGUCUGAUAUUUUUAUGAGUGAUUCUUCCAUGUAUUAUUCCAUACUAUGCUCUCCUUGAUUACAUAUUUUUAUAUUGAUGUGCAGUAACUUUCUUCAGACACCCUCACCUUUUUUAUCGCCAGUGAGACUCACUGCAUACACUCGCCUACCUCCUGUUCCCUUGCUCACUCAUCCAGUCAGAACGCAGUCUAGAUGCAUUCAUGGACCUGCAGUGAGUGCGAUAUUUCACAUUAUAAAAAAAAAAAUGCACAGCUCCAUGAAGGGAGCCGCAACAAUAAGGCUGAAGAGCUGCAUUCACGGGUUGCCGACCCCUGCUAAGAGAGACAUCUGAAAAGAUGUGAAUAUGACUCAGAGGAUCAAUACUUUCAAUACCUUUAUUUAAAUCCAGAAAUUUAACUCGAAACAUUUUGUGAAUGGUGUAAAACAAAGUUUUUUGUUUCAUUAUAACUGUCAACAUGUGGGCUUUUCUCUUCACUUGCUCUAUUUUCCCCCAUUUUCUUACAAUGUUCCACAGGCCAAUAAAAAAUAUAAUAUAUA